This is a messenger RNA of Gilbertella persicaria, 790 nucleotides long. Its product is annotated as small GTPase superfamily. Gene Ontology annotation, cellular component: plasma membrane. Gene Ontology annotation, molecular function: GDP binding; GTPase activity; GTP binding. The transcript has 5 exons. The record is from RefSeq and is a predicted model, not a curated record. Lineage: Eukaryota; Fungi; Mucoromycota; Mucoromycetes; Mucorales; Choanephoraceae. Bases 135 to 704 code for a protein of 189 amino acids. Gene Ontology annotation, biological process: signal transduction.
GUACAACUGGUAUGACAAAAAAGGCUAUUACAACAUUCACCUUAAUUCUUCUUCUCUUGUUCUUCUUUUUCUUUUUUCUACUCUUUUCUCAUAUUAGUAUCAUAGUUAUUUAAAUUAACCAAAUCCUGUUAAAAAUGAGGCUUUAUAAGAUUGUUGUUUUAGGAGAAGGUGGAGUUGGAAAGACAGCACUCACUAUUCAGCUUUGCUUGAAUCAUUUUGUUGAGACAUACGAUCCUACUAUUGAAGAUUCGUAUCGUAAACAGACUGUUAUAGAAGAUAUACCAUGUCUGUUAGAAGUAUUGGAUACUGCAGGGCAAGAGGAAUAUACUGCCUUACGAGAUCAGUGGAUUCGUAGUGGAGAAGGGUUUCUAAUUGUGUAUUCAAUUACUUCCCGUAUGACAUAUGAUCGAGUCAAUAAAUACCGAGAUCAGAUUUUCCGAGUCAAAAAUACCAACUGUAUACCGAUGGUCUUGGUCGGCAACAAAUGCGACAAGAUUACCGACAGAGAAGUGACGAGAGAAGAAGGGGUAUCAAAAUCACGCUUGAUUGGUUGUGAGUUUGUCGAGACGUCCGCAAAAACAUGUGUCAAUGUAGAAAGAUCUUUCUAUUCGGUUGUUCGAUUGAUUCGGCAGGGACGAACGGGAAUCAGGGAAGAAGCACAAAAGCAGGAAUUUAAAAAAGACAAAAAAUGCGCUAUUUUAUGAUCUAGAAUGAAUAAUAGAUCAGUCACCAAUGCUUACUCAUUUGUUACAAUAUUUGUUAUAAAAAACUACUUAAAGCAUCUUGUUUU